AUGGAAGGCGAAAAAUUUAUAACAAUAAUAAUUAAAAGUCAUUUUGAAAGGAUUAUAGAACUUUACGAGUUUGAUACAGUUGAAUUACUGCAAAUUGCCAUCCACAGAAUAUUCGAUAUAGAACCGAAGAAGCAAUUGAUCAAGGGCUGGAAAAACAUUCCUGAAUCCGAUGAUACUACAUUGAAUUUUUGUUUGGACCGCAACAAAGUUAAUUACCUAAUUUUAAGCAAAACUACCACAGAAGAUGAAUGCACGAUGACUAUUAGCAAAAAUUUAGAAUCCUUAGAACUCGAAGCCGUUCGAAGUUGCUACACACAAACACGCCAUUUUAUCUCUACACCUCACUUAAAUUUCAAUCUAGUAACUUUUCAAAAAGCAAUAAGCGAGGUUUUCACAGUCCCUCCUGAUCAGAGAAAAGCCAUCUGCUUGUACUUGCACAAUUCAAAUUCGCCGUUUCCCGAAAGAUUUUUCAAAAUGAUUCAACACGAAUCCCUCUCGUUAAUGAUAAUGAAUAAGUUUUAUAUGAUCGGUUGGGAUGUUCAAAGCGAAAAGCACCACAGCGCUCUGGGCAUCGCACUGACCGAGGCCGAUUUAAUCCACUUACGCAGUUUCAUCGAAACGAAAAUGUGCGCAGCCUUUAUAAUCCAGUACAUCGAGGGAACCGUGAAAGUGCAAGUAACCCUAGCGGAUGGCAUUACUAACGAAGAGCUUUAUAAACAUGUUAGAAACAAUCACGAUUUUCUUAUCGCCAGACGGCUCCAGCUGACUUGUACCGAAACCGAUCAAUGCGAAACUAGAACAUUAGAAGUAGACUCCAAUGGUUUUCAGUCUCUUAUGGGAGAGCGAUUGGGCGAUAGAGACUACACAUCCUACAGUUUCGACGAACACGAAUUAAUGAAAAAAAACAUAGGCUUCGCGCUUUUUGGUCCUCCCGAAGAGACGACAAGCUACAAUAGCAAACAGAAGAAGAAAAUUCAACAAAUAUACGAAGCAAUCGUCAAAUAUCAUUUUUCCGAGCACAACGGCCAAAUCGAACUCUCCGUCAUAUUCAAUUGCACCGAGCCGCUUCCCGACGACAAAGCGUCCAGAAAGAAGAAGAACCCCAAGUACAAUCCGGACGCCGACAUCAUUCCCGUUCCCGUCUUCGUCAUCAGAAAAUGCCGGGCCGGUCGAAACCCCUGCCGGAUUUUAAUCGACGACGUCGGGCGCAAAUACGAAUCCUGGACCAGUUACAUAAAUAACAACAAGCUCGACGAAUGCGUAAUGGUCCUGCCGAAGGACGGCAAAUACGCUUUUAUAGGCGACCGGGUGCAAUUGGAACGGCACCCGUCACCUUCCUGCGGAAUCGGCUCGAAAAUACUGAAAGUCGGCGACGUGGCCAGCAUAGUGGGCAGCUUGGGAUCGGGAGGGGUCAUGCUGGCGGGAGCGGCGGCCGGCAUCACCACCAUCGCGGUGGCUCCCGUCGCCCUCAUCGGCGCCGGCAUCGUCGGAGCCGGCGCCGGCGUCUACGGCCUGGGCAGGGGCAUCGGGAAUCUCGUCGAUAGAGUCAAACACGACCAGAGUUUGAGUUUCGCCGAUUCGGAAGCCCGAGGAAUCUACUUCAACCUGCUGGCGGGCUCCAUGGGCUUCGUGGGAGCCGGUGUCAACGUGGCAGUUUCGCAAUUGGCCGCUAGAGGCAUCGAAAUCGGGAAGGGUGUAGGGAUAGCGGUGAAUACGCUAGGCGUGGCGAAUAUAGGAGUGAGCGGCGCGAGCGUGAUUAAUUCCACCUACGACGUGUUCGAUCAAUGGUUGAACGAGCACCAGGCGCCUUCCAUGCUGACCAUAGUCCAGCUCAGCGCGUCGCUGUUGUUCUUUGGAAAUUCGGUUUACAAUUUCCAAACUUGCCAGGUGAUCGUCGACGAGGCUCAGGGGAAGGUGUUGCAGGAUUACUCGCAGUCGCUGCGCAGCAACAGGCACAGGAAAACUUUCAACAAAAUGAUGAAAGAAACGGUGAGACGGUGCGAGGGUAAUCAAAUGCGCGGCCAAGCGGAGGUGAUUAAAACGAUCAGGAACAUACCGAACAAAGACGAGGUGUUCGCGGUGCUGACGAGGACGAAUAAACUUAUGAACGAAAAGGGAGUGAAGUUCUUCGCCGGCGACGGAACGAUCCAAUUGAACGGCUAUAUUAUUAACAUGAACGAUUUUAUGAUUCUUAAUAAGCAAGAGGCUAGUACCUUUCUGUCUAAUCUGCCUUUGAAUGAGAACGUAACCGUCAACGAUACUAACGCAUUCAUCAAUAAGUAUUCUUUAACAAAUUGGACUAAUUCGCCGAAUUGGAUGUAUUUUGCCGCUUACGCAUUACGUCUAAUAGGGAGGUACGAAUCCGACGUGCAGGGGAUGCUGAUGCAAAUUGCACGAGACGUAUCGAACGCGGUGCAGAAAUAUGUCGACUCGUAUUUGAACGAAAUAAUCGAUAGAAAUCUUUGGACGUCGAAGGUGCUUAAGUGGGUCAUGGAGUAUUAUAGCGGAAAAUCAGUGGAGUUUUUAAAAACGUUCAAAAAAUGGUUGGCAACUGGCGAUUGCAAUUAUUUCAAAGAAAAUUACGUUGAUUUAUCGGGCAUAGUAACUGAACGAAACGUUAAGAUUAUUUCGAUGCUCAUUCGACUUUCUUUCAAAGAAGGAAAGUUGAAUUCGCAUGAAUUUUUGGAAAUUACCGAUUAUGUCAUGAAACUUACGUUAAAAAAAAUAUGCAAAUACCGAAAGGACGAGGAGCGCAGUAAAGAGAUAAAUCAAAACGACACUAAACAAUGCACAAAAGUACAAUGCAAAAUUUGUGAUGGUUAUUAUUUUCAGUAUUGA
This is a messenger RNA of Phyllotreta striolata, 2838 nucleotides long. Lineage: Eukaryota; Metazoa; Arthropoda; Insecta; Coleoptera; Chrysomelidae. The record is from the annotation of a GenBank genome assembly.